UACUAUAUAGUACUAGUAUUAGAAUCCAGAAUUAUUGUUCAAAUAUUUAGUCUGUAAAGUGGGAAAUUAGUUGUAGCUACUCUAUAGAUUUAAUUAUUUCUGUUGAAUUAUUUCUAGAUAUAAUGUACAAAAUAGUUGCUUUCUGUCGUUGGAUUUAUUACUUUAGAGAGGACUACUCUAUUGAUAUUGAAGAAAUCAGGCGAGAGCUUGGUGAAGAAUUUAUCUUGGAUAUUAAGAAUUACACUGGAAAAAUCACUGACGUAUUCUCCUCCUACUGUAUAAUUGACUCUGCUAUCUACCUGUCCUUCCUAUCUAUCCCUAAGUCAAACCAUUUAAAUCGUUCCCCAAGAGUUGGAGACUAUGUUUCUCUCAAACUACAGAGAAUCAAUGAGAAUGAGGAGUAUCAAGUGCUAGAGUUUGAGAAGAUUUGGAGAAGGUCUUGGGAUGAUGCUGAGCCUGAAGAAGAAGAAAAAGAAGAGGAGGGUGGGAUGUCUAGAAAAGAGGGAGGUCUGGUUUUGAGUGUUCAGGGUGGUAGGAUGGAGGUCCUAAUCAAUCAAGAGAAGAGAAGCUUAAAUCUUGCCCAGAUAUGGAAGGAAAAUUAUCUUCCCGUCAAAGGGGAUCAACUCCUAUUCUCCUGCAGAGUGGAAGGAGAUGACUCAGACUUUAAUGGAUCUAAGAUUGUACUGGCUGUUCCUCAGAGAAUUAAGUCUGGAGAUGGAGAAGUUCAUGCUAUGAGAGGAAAACGUGGGAAAAUUUCAGGGGAUGUGUUCCUUGAUGAGUCUGUUUGCAACUACAAAUAUGCUCCAAGGAAUAGAGAUAAUGUUAGAUUUCAUGCUGUUGAAUGUGUUCCUACCCCUGCUACCCUUGACUGUAUCUGGAGAGCAACUUCUGUUUCACCUAAAACUAUUCACAAAUAUUUUGGCAGAUCAGCUUUGCCUCCUUCACAGGAGAAACUGGAUGAUCAAGCAGCACUGCUAUCUGAUAAGAACGGAGUUGAGAUCCGUGGAGAACAAUCCUUUGGAACUCUCAACUUUACUGAAACUGCAGAGCUGAAGCUAACCAUAAGAAAUUCCAAUGCUGAUAGUAUAGAAUUGGAAUCAAUUAGGUUUCCUGGACAGGUGAAUAGUAAGAGUGGAACUGGAAUACCAGGAAAUCAGAUCACGUGGUCAGGAGACUCAAUUAUUGCCGCUAGAGAAGUGUCAGAAAUCAGGUUCAAGUUAAGACCAGGAAAUAUUGGGAAGCAUGAUCAAUUGGUUGUGUUCAACUUUAAACACUUCAACAUAGGACGCAUCCUAUGUGCUAAUGUUGUGAGUGACAGGUUGGAAAGAAUAUUUAAGAACUCUGGCAGCUCAGACUUCACUUCUGGGACCUCAACCAUAAUCAGGGUUGAAACCCAGGACAACUGGGUGAUUAAGGGGAACAAGAGGAAGAGAGAUCAACCACCUGAUUAUAUUAGUAACAGGUUGGGUGGAUAUCCUGUUCCUCUGUACCUGUUUGAGAAAGCUGAAGAAUCAGAUUACUCUGAAGAAGUAGUUUGCAUUUAUCCAACCCUGUUGAUCAAACUGAACCAGGAAAAUUACGACAGUAAACUGAAAGCACUACUGUACAUAGAGGAAGUGGCUGCUACAUUAGAGCUAGCACAGUACAGUCUGGAACAGGUUUUCUUGGUUCGUCAUGGAGCUUUCCUUACACUUACAGUGCCUGGAUUAAAGGAGAGGAGACCGAGCUUGUGUCUGGGGGAUUCCGUCCUACUCUCCGAUAUAAAGGAUCCUAAUAUGCCUGUGUACGAGGGUUGUAUAGAAGAGGUGAGAAGUACUGAACUACUUCUAAGGUUCGAUGAAAACUUCCAAAGAAGAUAUGACGGAGAACUAUACAACGUUACCUUCAAGAUGAACAGGGGUCAAUAUCGUCGGCAGCACCAAUGUAUUGAGUCUGCAGAUCGGAAUCUUGGAUUCAAUAUUCUCUUCCCGCAUACAGUCAUCAUGAAAACUCCUCAGGUUGAGUUUAUUGUUGAAAACACCAGCAGUUCCGAAUCUUCCAUUCGUAGUAGUAGUCAAGUUAAAGGUAAGAGUUCAGAGAUAAAAGUUCUAAGCUCUAAGGCAAGGUUCUUACAAAAGCUAAAUAUCCUACGCAAGCAGAAGCAAGACAUGCCUGUCCUAGUAGAGGGAGAGGAGAAGCAAGACCUGCCUAUUCUAGUGGAGGGAGAGAAGAAACAAGACCUCCCUUUCCUAGUAGAGGGAGAGGAGAAGCAAGACCUGCCUUUACGAGUGGAGGAAAAGGUGAAGCAAGAUCUGCCUGUUCUAGUGGAGGGAGAGGAGAAGCAAGACCUUCCUGUUCUAGUUGAGGGAGAGGAGAAGCAAUACCUUCCUGUUCUAGUGGAGGGAGAGAAGAAGCAAUACCUUCCUGUUCUAGUGGAGGGAGAGGAGAAGCAAGACCUUUCUGUCCUAAUGGAGGGAGAGGAGGAGACAGAAAUAAAUCUGAAGGAAGAAGACAAGGACAACAAAGGGAAUGAGAAAGGCAAGAAAGGAGAUAUCACUGCAAAAUCAGCAGAAGAAAAAGAGAAGGUUGAGAAGAAAGAUAAUUUGAGUACAGAAGAAACAGAAGGUGAAGAGAAGGUAGAGAAGAAAGAAGGUUUCACUGGAGAACAAACAGAGGGAAACAAGAAAGUAGUAGAGAAGAAAGAUGAUAUCACUACAGAAGAUACAGAGGGUGAAGAGAAAGUAAAGAAGAAAGAGGACACUGCAGUUAAAACUGAGAAAGAAGAAAAGGUGGGGAAGAAAGAAGAUUUUAAAACAGAAGAAAGUAAAUUUGAGAAGAAAGAAGUUAUGAGUACAAAAGCGACUAAGAAAGUAGAGAAAGUGAAGAGAACAGCAGGGGAAAAGAAGAAGAGUAGCACAUAUAAAAAAGAAGAGAAAGAAAGUUAUGAACAAUCUAAGAAAAAGGGUUCUGAUCACUCAAAGAUUUGGGUCAUCCCGAAUGUUAACAAAAUCAGAACUGAGAAGAUAGAUGACUCUUUUACUUUCAUCCCGUCACUUCCAUUCCAGUUUAAAUACAAUAGAGUAUCCUCCAGUAUCCCUGCAUACUAUCCUAAACAGGGUUCAGAACCAGGGAUUUUGAAACUGAGUUGGAUCAACCCAAGUUUAAACCCGGAGCAGCGUAGCGCUGUAUUAAGGAUACUAACUGGAGAGGGUAGACCUCUUCCCUAUAUUAUCUAUGGACCUCCAGGCACUGGGAAAACAGUUACUCUGGUCGAGGCUGUCCUACAGCUGUUCACUAUGCGGUCAGAUGUUAGGAUACUGGUAGCAACACCAUCUAACAGUGCAGCUGAUCUAGUUGCUGAACGCAUUAUCAGGUCUGGCAAAGUCCAGGUUGGAGAUCUGGCAAGGUUAAACUCAUUUCAACGAUCUCAGGAUUCUAUCCCUGAAUUACUUUUGCCUUACUGCUUGAAGAAUGAUGAAGAUGAGAGCUUGUUACAAUCCUCAAAGCACAAAAUACUCGUCAGUACAUGUGGCACUGUCGGAAGUAUUUACAAGCUGAAACUAAAGCACGGUCACUACUCUCAUGUAUUUGUUGACGAAGCUGGUCACAUGACAGAACCUGAAUGUCUAGUUCCAUUGGGUUUGGUUCAUCGUGAGACAGGUCAGAUUGUGCUAGCUGGUGAUCCCCAGCAGCUUGGGCCUGUUAUACAAUCUCCUAUUGCAGCUCUUUAUGGACUAGAACUAUCCCUGCUGGAAAGGUUAAGUUUGCUGCCAGUUUAUCUACCAGACAGAGAGAGGUUCCGAGACCACGGUGGAUAUGAUCCUCUUCUAGUCACUAAACUCGUCAGAAACUACAGGUCUCAUCCUGAUAUCCUCUUGGUUCCCUCCAGACUUUUUUAUGAAAAUGAGUUGAUUCCUUGUGGGGCUGAAACCAAGAUCAACAAGUUUAUUAACUUCAAUUUUCUGCCAAGUAAAGGACAUCCGGUCAUAUUCCAUGGAGUGAAAGGAGACAAUAGACAAGAACCUGAUUCUCCAUCUUGGUUUAAUCCACAGGAGGUGUGGCAGGUUGCAGUUUACACUCAAAAUCUGCUUAUAGAAGGAGUGGAGAAGGAUGAUAUUGGUAUAAUAUCUCCAUACAGGAAGCAAACUCAGAAAAUAAGAGAGAUGCUGAAAGUGUUUAACAUAGACGGGAUCAGAAUUGGAAGCGUUGAAGAGUUCCAAGGUCAAGAGAAGCCCGUCAUACUUCUUACCACCACACGGAGUGGAACUGAACAUCAGGUGUCAGACAACAAGCAAGGAAUAGGGUUCCUGGCCAGUCCCAAGAGACUUAAUGUUGCAGUAACCAGAGCUCAGUCCUUACUAAUUGUUAUUGGAAAUCCGCAUGUUCUGUCCAAGGAUAUGAACUGGUUUGAGCUUCUACAGCAUAUUGUUGGACUAGGAGGAUAUACAGGCUGUGAUCUUCCCAUCACACUCCAGUGAUUUGGCAAAUUAAUGGAGUGUAAA
This is a messenger RNA of Eurytemora carolleeae, 4481 nucleotides long. RefSeq names its product RNA helicase Mov10l1. Gene Ontology annotation, molecular function: helicase activity. The record is from RefSeq and is a predicted model, not a curated record. NCBI's taxonomy places the organism in Eukaryota, Metazoa, Arthropoda, Copepoda, Calanoida, Temoridae. Bases 123 to 4457 code for a protein of 1444 amino acids. The transcript has 38 exons.